AUGGCCGUUUUCCAAUAUAGUGUAUCUGAAAAUUGUGCAGCAAGACAUCAUAUAUAUGCAGGAACUCAGAAUUCAGCUGUGUCGGGAAGGGUUUGUGUAAGAUGGAAAAUGCAUGUUUCUAGGCGGUUUAACGAGUAUGAUUUUCCCGACCAGAAUUUGGGAGAAGCAAACAACUACUGCCGGGAUCCGACAGGGGCAGGAUUUCAGUGGUGUUUCACCACUUUUCCUGGAAAGUCAUGGGAAAUUUGUAAGGUUGACUGUGGUUGUAAUACAGUUCAGUUCACGUGUGGUAAUGGUGUAUGUAUACACGUCAGUCUGGUAUGCAACUUUAUCAGUGAUUGUGCAGACUCUUCUGAUGAACUCUGUGAAUUCCCAGAAUGUGGUGAAGAUGAAUACACCUGUGCAAGUGGUCAGUGUGUACCAUCAUAUCAAAGAUGUGACGCCUUUGAAGAUUGCUGGGACGGAACGGAUGAAAAUGACUGCCAAACUUGUAGUUCUCCCGCGGUUUUCAACUGUGAUUUCGUGCGAUGCCUGCCUUUGAGACUUGUUUGUGAUGGAUACCCGGAUUGUGAGGACAGAAGUGAUGAGUCAUCAUGUGAAAUAAGUGACGUCAUUUCCUGUAAAGAAUGGUGGGAGGCUGGAUAUAGGGAAACAGGCGAGUAUGCAAGUGAGUUCGAAAUAAUUCCAAGUGCAGUAACGGAUAAAGUGACAGUUACAUGUGACUUUACCUCAGUGACGGGCAAGCAAAUAAUUUACACAAUUUUCCGUCACGUUGACCUUAUGGAAUGGAAAGGACAGAAAGUUUUCUAUACAAGUUUUGAUAAAUAUGAAAGCCUGGCUGAACCGCAUGAUGACGUUUUUGGAUUUCUUAUUACUGCGGAUGACACGACUAACUGUACACAACAGGCUCCUCUUGAAGGCCUCGACGCUGUCAGACAUGACGGUUUCUUCCGGGAGCUGGUUCCAGAGUCUGGAGGCGGAGGGGAAGAAGGAAUAGUACAGGGCAUCUAUGCCACAAAACAGAAAAUAGAAUUUCAUGGAGUGGCCACGGGUGUUGAUGGAGGUAGGAUUGAAAAACCUCCCUGGUGGUGUGAUGCCGACGAGGCAGUGGACGAUUAUGUACGUCAUGACCAGCUUGGCGUUGAAGCGACGAUCGAGAAGGGGUUGCCAGCCGAUGUCAGCAAUCAUCUGACUAGUGCUGCUAGUAGUGCGGUAGUCACCCUUUACGAAGCGUGCUGCGCGUCUCUGGACAGCCUCAAGUCUGUCGAUGUUGGUCUGAGUGUGCGGAUCCCAUGCAGUGCUGGCAUACUCAAGGAUAGGCCUGACGAGGGUCUGGUAACACUGUGCCUUGACUUCCUGAGGGCAACUCGUCAGGUUUUUCCUGAGGAAGGCGAGGCUGUUGUUCGCCUUUCUAGCAGUGGUUGCAACGUGGGCCAUGAUCUGGCUAUGGAUUAUGUGCUCAACAAGCUUACUGCAGACAGAGGUGAGGGAUAUGGGCCGAUAGUUGGCAGGAUCGCUGUGAUCUCCCUUCUUGAAAAUGGGCGUGACAUUUGCAUGCCGCCAGUCGGUGGUAUAAAUGCCAGAAUUGCAGAACUUGCUGAUUAUCUCCCUUCAGACCAAUUUCUCAAUGAACUGUUUGGUAUUGACGAAGAGUUAGUGUCCCAGUUUGACAAUGGCGAGAUGACAAAAAAAUUCUAUAUUGACGUUGAUCACAUUGACUCAAUACAGGUUGUAGAAGCUGUAACAAAUGAACUACAGACUUUAUUCCAUAACGCCUACACUGCAACUUUCCCAUCUAAAGCAAAUACAUCAGCUAAUUUCAACAGGGUUGACAUUUGGCAGAGUGGUCUUGCUAGCUCUUGUGAUGGUUCCUUCAGGAUCUUUUUGUUAUCGUUUUCAGGUCCUGCAGCUUUAUCUACUAUUGUACAGUCGUGCGUUCCACCGUUUGACGCGGCGUCUUCAGUAGACGAUCUGUACUACAACCAGUCCUAUAUAUACUGUCGGUGUUUAAAUAUAACAAUUGGAAUAGAUUAUUGGGAACCAACUAUCAAUUUUGCUAGUGACUGUGACACAGGUGACCUUCUAAAUGAGGAUGAAAAAGACCAUAUUUUAUUUAAUUACACUUACACCGUCAAUCACAGAGUAAUUUCUUGGAAGAAUAUGGAUAUACCAUCCGAGAGUCUUCGUCUUCAGAUAGGUCCUGCUAUAUGUGAGGAAUGGUAUUACUCGAAUGUAUCAACAAUCGGUUGCGGAGAGGCACGUAAUGUGUUUGAUAUAUCAAUGCAGUGCGUCUACGACACUGACAGAACGGGAACUGUUGUAGGAUGUAGAAGUGGAUCACACCUUCAAAACUGCAAGUACCAUGAAUGUGCAGAGGGCACGGUGAAAUGUCCUGAUAGCUACUGUAUACCGCUGAGGUUUGUCUGUGAUGGUGUGGAACAGUGUCCAAAUGCCGAGGACGAGUAUGAAUGCGGCUGUGACGAUACAGAGAGAGAAGUCAUUAUUGUACAUGAGGAUUCCGAAUUCAGAGAACCUGACGUAAUCAAAAUUGCGAGACAAUUAUAUUCAACAAAUGGUAUUGUUAGAAGUGUGAUGUACAAAUCGGAAGAAGUUCCACAAGGCAUUCUCUUCAACCACAGAGUUAUGCAUAUCAAUGACAAAGAAAUUAAGCCAUUUAACCUUUUCAAUAGAGAACAUACAUGUGAAUACAAAGUUUUAGCAAAUGACUUUAUGGAUGUUAUACAGUUUUCAAGAAAGACAUCACGCAGUAUACUGUUUAUACAGAGUAGUCCGGAAUCAGGUGUAAUAGCUAGUCUGAUGUUUUCAAAUAUUACGAAAAUGCCGGAUUUUACAGUUUAUAGGAUAAUGGAGGGUGUCGAUACUGCAAAAAGUCAAUUUCCUUAUGUUAAAGAUGUAUAUGUAAAGAACUGGAAUGUUAUGUCAACCUUAGCUGCAAGAUAUUUGCCGAAACUAUGUAAAGAAGCCACAAUGACCUAUUGUCCAGACGCUUAUACAUGUGCAUCUAGCAAAAUGUGUGUGCAAUUGUCAGAAGUUUGCGAUGGUUACAGACAUUGUAUUCAUGGCGAUGAUGAAUUUCUUUGUAAUUUUACCUGUCCAUCUGAAUGUGUGUGUAAUGGUUUGGCAGUUUCUUGCAAAGAUCGUGAUUUUCAUAUCAUUGAUAUUAGGGGAUUUCCAAAAUUGACGCGAUUGUUAGAAUUAAGCAAUAUGAAAAUACAUGUUCCUUUAUCUGAGACUUUACUUGAUUUUCCAUACUUAUACCUCUUAAACUUUUCCGGAUCUGGGAUAGAACGAAUAGAGCAGAACGCGUUUAUUAAACUCUCAAAUCUUAGAAUACUUGACAUUAGUAACAACAAGUUAAUCGCGCUUUCAGCUGACACUUUUGCAGGUUUAAAACAACUUCAAAUUUUGAUUCUAGAAGGUAACAGUGAUAUCGCAUCUUUGGAUCCAUUUGCGUUUAAAGAUCUUGUGACUGUCCGUGUUUUACGUAUAACAGGAACUAAAUUACGAACUAUCCGGUCUAACACCUUUGCGGAUUUAAAUCUUGAAAUACUUGAUUUACGGAACAAUGACAUUCAAGAAAUUGAAGAAUUUGGUCUUGGCAAUCUUGCAGUAAAUCACAUACGUUUUCAAGGGAACGACAUAUCAAGCUUCCAUAAAGGCGUAUUUACCGGGGUUUCUUCGUUAAAGUCAUUGCAGACAUCGGCUUACAAAUUUUGCUGUAUACGGCCAAACUAUGUUCCGGAGAAAAAAUGUUUUCCACAAAAAGAUGAAUUUUCAUCCUGCGAGGACUUGAUGAGAAUUUCUGCCUUACAAACUAUGCUUUGGCUUAUAGGGCUUUGUGCCCUAAUUGGAAAUAUAUUAUCUGUCAUUUACAGACUGAUUUUUGAUAGACAAAGAUUACGUCUUGGAUACGGUAUCUUCGUUACAAAUCUUGCUGUUGCCGAUUUCCUGAUGGGGAUAUAUCUCAUGAUUAUAGCCGUAGCGGAUGCAGUUUUCAGAAAAAGGUAUAUCUUUAUGGACGACUAUUGGCGAAACAGCCCAUGGUGUACAUUUGCUGGCGUGCUAUCAACACUGUCAUCAGAAGCAAGUGUAAUGUUUUUGUGCCUCAUUACUCUAGACAGACUCCUAGUCAUCAAAUACCCGUUUGGCCAGGUGCGAUUCGACACACGAAAAGCAUUAAUGGUAUCCAUUGCUGCAUGGAUAACAUCGUUGUUUAUUGCACUGUUCCCUCUCAUGCUAACUGCCUAUUUCCAGAAUAGAUUUUACAACAAGUCUGGUGUUUGCAUUGCUUUGCCGUUGACAAGGGACCGCCCUCCUGGUUGGCUGUAUUCCAUGUUGGUUUUCAUCGGUCUCAAUUUUGCCACAUUUCUACUAAUUGCUGCCGGUCAGUGGUUGAUUUACAUGGAAAUUAGGAAAUCAAGUAGUCUCAAAAUGUUGAGGAAAUCACAGUCAAGGAAAAAAGAUCUAACCGUUGCAAGAAAUUUGCUGUUGGUGGUUGCUACUGACUUCCUGUGCUGGUUCCCAAUCGGAUGCAUGGGUCUGAUGGCGAUGUCAGGUUACGUCAUUUCCGGUGACGUGUAUGCAUGGGCAGCUGUGUUUAUUCUUCCCGUUAACUCAGCCCUCAAUCCUUUAUUAUACACACUUACCGCCAUUCUUGGCAAAAAGGUGACUGGAGAUAUACAGAUUCGACAUGAGCCUUUCUUGUGCGCGAAAAUGUCUGACAAAACAGAAGACGUCUACUGUCUGGGCUUAUUCAUUAAGAAACUGAUUUUAAGGAACUUCAAAUGA
Mercenaria mercenaria is the source of this 4809-nucleotide messenger RNA. RefSeq lists its product as uncharacterized. Gene Ontology annotation, cellular component: membrane. The transcript has 21 exons. The coding region runs from base 1 to 4809 and encodes 1602 amino acids. The record is from RefSeq and is a predicted model, not a curated record. NCBI's taxonomy places the organism in Eukaryota, Metazoa, Mollusca, Bivalvia, Venerida, Veneridae. Gene Ontology annotation, molecular function: protein binding; G protein-coupled receptor activity. Gene Ontology annotation, biological process: G protein-coupled receptor signaling pathway.